AUGAGAGGUUUCACGGGGAAGGGUUAUCAGGAAGGCUAUGAAUACGGAAGUAGUUUGGGUAUGAUUGAAGGAAGACAGUAUAACACGUUACAUGGAGCUAAAAUCAGAUCUGAGAUCAGAUACUACCAAGGUUUUGCUUUUGCUUGGAGAUGUCUCCUGCACGGUUCUGCCACUGAGAAAGACAGCAAAAAGAUGAAGGUCUUAGAAUCGUUGAUUGGAAUGAUUCAGAAACUCCCUUAUGAUGACCCUACUUACGAUAAACUUCACGAAGACUUAGACAAAAUUAGAGGGAAAUUUAAGUAG
Messenger RNA from Mesoplodon densirostris (Blainville's beaked whale), 303 nucleotides. RefSeq names its product protein LTO1 homolog. Lineage: Eukaryota; Metazoa; Chordata; Mammalia; Artiodactyla; Ziphiidae. The transcript has a single exon. Bases 1 to 303 code for a protein of 100 amino acids. The record is from RefSeq and is a predicted model, not a curated record.